AUGGUCGCUACUCACAAGGGUCUCACCGAUAAUGUGUUCAUAUAUCAUCUGGCAUAUAUGUGCAUCUAUGAGGACGAUACAAAGGAUCCCGUAAGCAUGGAGAUUCAGAACGGAACGCCCUUGAAUCUGGACUGCGUGAACGACCAUCGAAGCAUUUCGUUAACACCUGGGUUUGAUCGCAAGAAAAUGCUCGUCAUUCACUUCAAAACAUGCUUCCCAAGGUCUAUCGUGAAGACGCGGUCAUGGGACCCGAAGGUGUUGACGGGUAAUCACAUCUUUGAGACAGUCGAGAUCCAGGUUUGGGUGGCAAAGAUGAAAAGUAGCAUUCUCAUUCUCGUAUCGCUCGAGAAGACGACGGAUCAUCUCUUUGCCGGGUCUGUCUCCACGGGGAACCGAUGCCGCUUGGCAUGGGGAUCUUCAAAGGUUUCACGAGGGCGAAGCGAGCUAUGGCAGCCGCGACGUGGCAUCGGUGAGGUACGAUCAACCGUGCUCGACCGCAUUCCCAGAUCGCUUCCCAGAUCGCUUCCAGACAGGAGAAUCUCCGGGAAUGAGCGCGUGAAAGAUCCGAGAGAAACCAGGGCUGCGAUCGAUCUGUAUGUCAUUGGAAUGGCGCAGUGCCUGGCGCACGUCUACUGGUGGCAGGCCGGUGUCCACAGGCACAUAUUCCACUCGCCAGCGUCGAGAUCGUCCAAGAAUUUCUACUCGCAGCUGACAGGUAGCCAGGGUUUGCUGGAGGAUCUCAUGGUGCUGCCGCCUCUAGUGCCGGCAAUCGAUCAGGAGAGCUCCAAGCUCAUCGUUUGCUUCCGGGACGAUGAUUCAGCGUUGCCGCCGGAGCUCCUGGACAGGGACUUGCGAGAUUUUGGAGUGAGGACGAACUUACAGAUGAGAUACAGUCCCUGGGCAGUGGACAUGAUCAAUGGGAUGGGAACUUGCGAUAAGAAGACGCUCAAGAAGAGCAGUGGAGGGCCGUGUGGCGGUGGAAGAGGUCGUGGUGACGAUGGCGAUGGUGGUGGCGAUGGUGGUGGAGAAGGCGACGAUGAAGGAGGAGAGUACGUGUUCCUUCUUCCGGUUCUUACUCUGGCCUUCGCAGCGUUCCAUCUGGGAUACUGCAUCGCGGUGUGGGUGAAAGAUGACAGCCUCGACGCCGGAUUCUUUCGGACUGGACUCGGCCUCUUUUGCCUCCUCGCGCUCGCCGCUAUCCGCCUAAACUCUGGAGCCGGCUUGGACGCUUAUGUUGUGGGACUUGGAGCGUCCUUGGGCGUCAUGGCCUGGACAGGUGAACGCUGUCUCGUGAAGAAAGAGGGGAGUCCAGCGGGCAUAGUCGCAUUGUUUGCCGCCUCAAUGGCCGUGAUGUUCACUGCGGCUUUAUAUCACAACAUCUAGACAAGGUACGCCAGCAAUUAGAUUGGGUGGAGGCAAGCAAAUGAGCGCGCAGCCAUGGGCAAUGUUCGUGUGAGAAACGAAAAAGAGGACUGUGUCUUGUCCCUUUCUUAUGUAAAUAUUCUUUGUACACAUCUGGGAGAGACCAGGAUCGUCCAACAAAGAGCUCGUGAAGUUGGAAGUAA
Messenger RNA from Selaginella moellendorffii, 1565 nucleotides. RefSeq lists its product as uncharacterized. The coding region runs from base 1 to 1383 and encodes 460 amino acids. Lineage: Eukaryota; Viridiplantae; Streptophyta; Lycopodiopsida; Selaginellales; Selaginellaceae. The transcript has 8 exons. The record is from RefSeq and is a predicted model, not a curated record.